CAUUCUUACAAGUGGCGGCGCUGAGGUCAGUCUAGUGCUCCUCUCUUACCACUACUUCUCCUCAACCCCAGCCAACAGGACGACGAUGGCGGGAACUGUGAUGAAAGUGAUGGCGUUGAUGUUGUCCAACUUCCUGGUCACCAGUGCUGUGAUAACAACCAUAAAAGUGUACAAGGUGGCGUCGUCACAUAAUGAUCCAUUUCCUAUCUGUACAAUAAGAGUUGUAGAGAUACAGGGUAUUUCAAGGACGUCUUGUGCUAUAAAAUGUCUUGAGGAACCUCUGUGUAGGGCCUUCUGUGUUAAAGGCGCCUCGUGUCACAUCAACGGAGGCCACCUGGAUGGUCACUGGCCUGGAGCAGCUGUAGAUCACCCACACUAUAAAAAGAUUUUUACCUAUGAUUACUGUUAUGCCAUCCUUGAUGACGGAGAUGUAACUUCCCAUAUUGUGGACACCUCGUCCUCCACUUUUCACACCCAAAAUUUAUAUCCAGAAUUAGUUGUAAAUGGGUUUUACUGUCACAUUCCGCAGUACCAUGGUCCUUUUCAUUACUGUUUUAUGACGGGCACUAGUGAGUCCUUGGGGUAUUGGCGGGCCACUCUAGACUCCCCACAAACUAUCAGCACAAUCAAUGUAUGGACGCGUGGUGACGGUUAUGCUAAAAAGCUUUUUCAUAAUGUAGAGAUAACUUUUGGUACCUCCAGCGACUUCAACAACCCCGUCUUUGACUCUUACCCAAACGCGGCAUUAUUUACUGGUGAGAUGAUCACAUUCAACGCCACUAGCCCGGUGACUGGUCGGUACCUGGAGGUGAGGGAUUUAUCUCCCAGUGAUGCCUUAUGCUUCUGCAAUAUCCAGCUGCUCCAGUAAACACUGUCAUGCCUUUUGACUCACCUGCAGUUUACUUCAUUUACAGGUGAACUUUAGUCACCUUAAGAGCAGAGUUGGUACAAGAUAAAUUUGACUCAAGGAUCAAAGUGUUGUGUUUUCUCCACUAUGUUUGGUUCCAUGAGUCACGUUGUCUGUGACUGAAGGAUCACGUGUAAGACUGUUCUUGACAACUUUUACCCAUAAUACACAAAACUUAAGAAUAAGUAGAAGGAUAUUAAUUAUGUAUGUGAACAUUCAGAGGCUAAAAUGGCCGUCCAGUCUAUGAUGGUGAAUGUGAAUUAAAGGAACUGACGUGAAGCUCCUUAUACUGUUGCUGAUGUUUGUGUGUUGACAUUUAUAUCUCCCCGACACACCUGAAUUAUUGUACAGGUUCACUGUAAGUUCAGGGGUUCUCACAUGACACUCAUACUUAGGCCUGCUGUAUACACGCGUUAUAAACGUCUUCUUAACACACACACAGUUUGGUGUCAACUCUGAACCCCUUAGAUUGACCACUUAAAAUAAGUUGGAAAUUACUACAAGAGAAAUUUCCGUCAUUUAUAUUUAUUAAAUGCUAAGAAGACCUUGAUGUGAGUUAAUGAAUGUAAAUAAUUUACCACACUGAUAGAAAGAACGGUAACACUUUAUCUUUAAAAUGUGUUAAUGUUUGGUAUAAACAGCGGGGCUGCAGUGCACGACUGUGUCAGUUUUGAUCAAAUCCUUAUCCUCGUCAGGGUAGAUCGAUCUAACCUCACUUGUACUACACACAGUUCCUACUGAAGCAUUACUGUUGAUGUUAAUUAGGGAGAAGUGUGAACGCUAUAUAACCAACACUUGUUUUACUGUUCCAUGGACUGCAGCAGCUGCUUAAUGCACGUCAAACGCUCAACAUAUAACAGUCAAAACAUUAUUAUCUCUCCCUUGACCUUCAAUGGUAUGUACCUAAAGUCUGUCACGCUCGACGGCUGCUCUCUCCACUUUGUUGACAUCUUCACCUGUCUGGGUCACAUAACACCACAGUAAUUGUUUAUGUGUAUCGUAGACAUGAGGCUGGAAGUGUUUGUCCAGCUUGACGAGUAAUUUUAACAUAUAUUUAUGUAUUGUUCAUCAGCCGACUAUUUGGGAUAUUUUCAUAAGUUAAGAAUUAGGGUCUUGGCUCAUACAAAUAAAAUAUUUCUACGAGUUGAUAUCCAUCAAUGGUAGAGAGUCAGCGUUAUCUUACAACACGGAAAUAUUUUCCCACUAAGUACGAGAAUACACCUGUUAGCUGUCUUGUUUCAUGGCACUUGUCAGCCGUCUUGUGUCUUGACAACCUGUCAGCCGUCUUGCUUCAGAGCACCUGUCUACCCUCUUAUGUCACGGAACCUGUUAGCCCUCUUCUCUCAGGCCUAUUAAGUCAUGGAACAACUAUAAAAACAUUGUACAUGUCAACAGAUCUAUGACCUGUAUCAAUAGAGUAAUCAGCGGGUCCGAUAAUGCAGCAAAUACUAAAGUUUGUUAUGUGAAAGACGGGGCAGAGGGACACUUCAUCACUCACAACAUGACCUUCUGCACCUGGAAGAAAGAUUUCAUCUUCAACAACUAAAACAAACAGCGUUUUAUUAACAAGUUCUCCCAAAAGAUUUUAACGUGUGUUAGGCAAUAUAGAUUAAGUUAAGACUGAAUCAAGGUUCGAGUUAUGUGAAGGACGAUUCCAUUUAUAGUUUAAUUUCUUCGUUACUGUAAGAGUGUUGUGAUUAUUGUUGGUUGUAAGUUUAUGAAGCACUCGUGGAGUGUGUGUGGUAGGUGGUGUCGUUCCCUAUCUGGGACCCACGAGUCAGUGACAGCUGGGAGGGACAGCUGGGUGUGUAUUGUACACCUCCGGUUCGCGUAGUGUAAUGGAGUCUUUCCCCGCCUCAUGGUUUAUUCACUGUCCACCGUCGUCCAGUUAUUCAUGCUAACUUCUUGAUCACAAGAUGAUAACAUGGUCUUAAUUUUUUUUAAAGAAUUUUAUAUCAAGUUCAUUUACAGAAUUCCCCCAGGAUUUGUUUUUAUUGCAACUUGUUAAACGUUUCGUGGUGGUUU
This is a messenger RNA of Homarus americanus (American lobster), 2932 nucleotides long. RefSeq lists its product as uncharacterized. The record is from RefSeq and is a predicted model, not a curated record. NCBI's taxonomy places the organism in Eukaryota, Metazoa, Arthropoda, Malacostraca, Decapoda, Nephropidae. Bases 86 to 868 code for a protein of 260 amino acids. The transcript has 4 exons.